Molecule: messenger RNA, 1735 nt
Organism: Oppiella nova
Lineage: Eukaryota; Metazoa; Arthropoda; Arachnida; Sarcoptiformes; Oppiidae
Source: the annotation of a GenBank genome assembly
GUGGUGAACGCAUGCGCUGUCAAUGUCUCAAAUCGUGGCAAUAGUUUUGUAAACAAAUGACUAAUUAUUGGCAAAAAAUAGCAAUCAAUCGGUAAAUCACAUGAAAAUCGCGACAAUAAACCAAACAUUGCGUACAAAAUGUGUGUAAAUGUGGUGCAGAUAUAGCGCGAGAUCGUGUCAUAGUCUUCGCCAUCAGUGACACCAAUGCCUUCCUCGUCGGCCAACAGCACAUCCAUUGGCGGACACGACAGACAGCCGUCCGUUCAGCUGAAGAUCGAGGCGUCGGGCGGUCCGCCCAAUCAGACCAACUCCAAGAGGUUGCGGCAACUGAUCCUCAGAAACGGCACAUACUUUGUGUCACAAAUCGCUGUCUUAGUGACCAAACUGUCGCCAAUCGUGCAGAUCGUGUCCAUUGUCUUGAUUCUACUCUAUUUGAUCCAAUUGUCCGGCGAUUCAGUGACCGAUUGGCUGAUCCUGAGCCCCGACUCUGUGCUGAGUGUCGGCCAAUGGUAUCGCGUAUUGCUGUCACUCUUCACACACCCCUUCAUUGAACUGCACUUCUAUACGAUCGUCAUCGACAUGAUAUCACUCUCCCUAUUGGCCACACUUAUUGAACCCCUUUGGGGACCCAAAGAGGUGAUCCUAUUCUUCUGGGUGGUGGCCAUCGGGUCGGCAUUCCUCUCAUGCCUUCACUACAUCCUAAUCUAUACGAUAACCACAGACGCGUCGCAACUCUUCUCGACGCGAAUCCACGGUUUGUCGCCAUUCUGUGCGUCCAUUGCGGUGACAGUGAAGCAAAUGCUGUCGCAAUCGGUUCUGUUGACCACCGCUGUCGGCAAACUCAAGAACGACGACAUCCCUCUCACGUCCCUAUUGGUGGCACUCGUCCUCUACUUCUUGAACCUAAUAGAAGGCGAAUCAGUGGUGAUGUUCUUCUACGGACUGCUCGUGUCGUGGAUUUAUCUGCGAUUCUUUCAACUCCAUGAGCACAACAGCCGCCGCUCCACCACCGCCUCCACUGCGGGCCCCACCCGUAGCCAAACCCGUGGCGACUACUCCGACGCCUUCGCGUUCCACACAUUCUUCCCGAACGUCUUGAGACCAGUUGUGGCCGUCUUUGCCGACGCCUUAUAUGCGCUGUUCGUGCGGAUCGGGUUGUGUCCCGACAUCAGCGCCGGUGAUCACUACCAGGCCGUGCGACUGCUCAGCGAACGGCUCACCAAUGAUAUGAAUCACACCAAUCACACCACAAACCAUACGCCCAAAGUCGAGACACUCUGAGACGACAGGCGCCCCACACCUGUCCUACCAUUCAAUCCAUUGUUUGUUUUGUUUUAUUUUAAUUUAUGUUUUGUUUUUAAUUAAGUUUUUUGGACUAAUAUUUUGAUUAAUUUUUUUGUGGCCAUCGAGUGAGCGCUGAAUAAAUAUUUAUUUUUUUUGUUUUUAUAUAAUUAAUGAGUGAAUGGUAUGUGAUGUGAGUGACAGUGAAGAACCCGUGGAAGUGCUGCCAACAUAUGAUGACUUCAUGCAUAUGUUAUAAUGAGUUAAAUCGAAAUUAUAAAUAAUUUUAAUAUUAAUAACACAUAAAUGGAUACAAAUUAAGUGAAAUACGCGAUCAUAGGAUAUAUUAUUUUUGAAUACUCUCUGCGAUUAUACCGUAAUAUAGUAUGAGAUGCUGUAUAAUAUCAAAGACUAGUGGCUUAAGGACUGACACCGCAUACAAAUAAAAGUGCAC